AAAUUUCAACUCCUGGCCUAGGGAACGUCCCAUCAGCACUGCACGACUUCUUCGCGCCGCUCAUUCAUGACGGCACGCACGCCCUACGUCGGGACGGGACUUGGCUCUAUUGCGCUCUCAGGACCGAGCCCUCGCUCUCUUUUCGCCUCACGCCUCCUUUGCACCCGUUGCCACGCGACUUCUGAUGCCUCUCACAGCGACCCCCUCUGCCUCGCCUCGUCCAUCCACACUCGCUAAGAUGGAGGACAGGAAGAGGCCUGCCAUUAGCAGCGCCGAUGACUUGGCUCCUCCUAGCAAGAGAGUCGCUGUCAAUGGAUCCAAGGCCAAGGAAGACGCCCUCGAAAUGAAAGAGGAGGGCUGGAUUGAGGCCUAUACGAAAGGAUCCAUCUAUCGACAGAUGCAAGAAUACAGUCGCAAGGCAGCAACGGCUGAAUCGCGACUCGAAGAACUGCAUAAACGAUCCGUACAUCAUGACGAUCAUUUGAGAAUCAUUGAUGCUUGGUGGCGACAGGUUCUUGAAGAGUUGGAACUCCUCGCAGAGUCGACCGUAUCGUCCUCAUCAGCCUCUUCCGAUCCACCCUAUCUGAGUGGCGUGAGCUUCAAAGACCUCCACGAUUUCCAGAAACACCUCCAAGACAAGGGCAAAGCAAUCAAAUCGAAAGCCGAAACGCUCCUUGCUCGACUGGCUGCCAAGCGUGGAGAGAUCACCCCGGAGGCGGCCGCGCUGGAGAACAAACUUACCAAGCUUCUAGCCACGCAAAAGGAGUACCUGUUCAAACUGGAUCGACUAAGCGGCGAGAAAGACCAACUCUCAGAACAACUGAAUGCGGCUACUUUGCGAUACUUCAAGGCGGAGAAGAAACUGGAUCGGGCCAAGAGCUCACAGGUGCAGAAGUUGGAACAGCAAGCCUUUGCCAGUGCCACCCGCCCGGCAGCGUCCGGGGACAGUGGUUCGGAAGGCUCCGAGGUCAACGGGACAUCUGGUGAGUUGUUGCUCAAGUACGAGGAGGCCACCGCUGCUGCGACGAAGCAAAAGGAGCAGUUGGACACCAUCCUGGCGGAAAUCAAAACCAUGCAGGACGAAAAUUCGAGCCUCAAAGCACGACGGGAAAACCUGACGGACGAGGAUUUCAUUCGAACGGACGUAUUCAAGCAGUUCAAGAGCCAGAACGAGGACCUGAUUAAGCGGAUCAACAACCUGGAAGCCACGAACAAGCAGUUGCGAGAAGAGGCCGAGAAACUACAAGCGGAGCGAUCCGCAUUCCGCACUCAGUUAGAAGCCGACGCGAACCAGGUUACACAGGAGCUUGAAGCAGAAAUUAUGUCUCGAGACCAAGAUCUGGCUCGCGUUCGCUCAGCAAGAGACGAAAUUCUAGCGGAAAACAUGCAGCGCAAGGCAAACAUGGAUCAAGAACGAUCCUCGUUCGACCACGUCAAGGAGCUCGAAAUUUCACACGACGAACUUCGACAAAAGUACAAGAAACUGGAGCAAGACUUCCAGUCCAUCAACCAAGAACUGCCGUCAAUAGAGAAGGCGUACAAGAAGAUGAAGGACCUGGCCCAGAAGAAGGUUCUCGACUUCACUGCCAUGGAGGAAAGAGUGGUGAUUCUGAUCGCGGAAAAGAGCAAGGCGGAUCAGAAGUACUUUGCUGCUCGCAAGGACGCGGACACCAGGAACAACGAAAUCCGAUCCCUCCGACACCAAAAUAGCAAGAGCUCGGAAAUCAUUGCGCAGCUCAAGGACCUUGAAUCGCAAAACCGGACUUUGCUGGGCAACUUGGAGAAGCAGUUGACGGAUCUGAAGCAGGCAAAUGCUACUUUGGUCUCGGAGAACAAGAAGAUGGAGACAACGAGCCUGGAAGCGUCAAAUCCAAGGACGCGGCAUCUGCUGUGGUGAGGGAGCGAAACACGAUGCAGGAAACCGAGGUGGAGAAGCUGAAGGUCCGCAUUGAACACGUGCAGAAGGACCGCGACAACUGGAAGAGCAAGGC
Molecule: messenger RNA, 1991 nt
Organism: Ilyonectria robusta
Lineage: Eukaryota; Fungi; Ascomycota; Sordariomycetes; Hypocreales; Nectriaceae
Product: BRE1 E3 ubiquitin ligase-domain-containing protein
Exons: 6
Coding region: 185-1897 (570 amino acids)
Cellular component (GO): nucleus; HULC complex
Molecular function (GO): ubiquitin protein ligase activity
Source: RefSeq, a predicted model, not a curated record